Messenger RNA from Vombatus ursinus (common wombat), 2490 nucleotides. It is a transcript of the gene CIAO3, whose product is annotated as cytosolic iron-sulfur assembly component 3. Gene Ontology annotation, cellular component: cytosolic [4Fe-4S] assembly targeting complex. Bases 85 to 1482 code for a protein of 465 amino acids. The transcript has 11 exons. Gene Ontology annotation, molecular function: 4 iron, 4 sulfur cluster binding. Gene Ontology annotation, biological process: iron-sulfur cluster assembly. The record is from RefSeq and is a predicted model, not a curated record. Lineage: Eukaryota; Metazoa; Chordata; Mammalia; Diprotodontia; Vombatidae.
AGAGAUUUGCUGGGCAGACAUUGGCUAGUUCAGAGUGAACCUUUCAUGGGCUUCUUUUAUGAUUUAACUGAAUAACCUUGGACAAUGUUAGAAAACUGUUCUCAGUGUGAAAACAAGGAUUGCAUAAAGCCUAUGAAAGUUGAAAAGAAACUUGGAAAAGGCACAGCCAAGAUUCAGAUUGAAGAUGAUGGGACUUAUUUCCAAGUUAAUCAAGAUGGAGGCUCUCAGAAGCUUGAAAAAGCUAAAAUCUCUCUGAAUGACUGCUUAGCCUGCAGUGGCUGCAUUACUUCAGCAGAAAGUGUCUUAAUCACCCAGCAGAGCCAUGAAGAGCUGUACAAGGUUUUAAAUUUUAACAAAACCGCAGAGCCAAGCCAGCAAAGGCUAGUUGUCAUUUCUGUUUCACCACAGUCGAGAGCAUCACUAGCAGCAAGAUUUCAACUGACGCCUCUAGAUACCGCCAAAAAAUUAACUGCAUUCUUUAAAAAUAGAGGAGUGCACUAUGUGUUUGACACAACUUUCUCAAGAAAUUUUAGCCUCUUGGAAAGCCAGCGAGAGUUUGUACAGCGAUUUCGAAGACACACAGAAUCCAAACAAGCCUUGCCCAUGUUGGCCUCUGCCUGCCCAGGUUGGAUCUGUUAUGCUGAGAAAACCCAUGGAAGUUUUAUUAUUCCUUACAUUAGUACAACUAAAUCUCCCCAACAGAUCAUGGGCAGCCUAGUCAAGGAUCACUUUGCACAACAGCAGCAUUUAACCCCUGACAAGAUCUACCAUGUAACAGUGAUGCCCUGCUAUGACAAAAAGUUAGAAGCAUCAAGACCAGACUUUUUCAACCAAGAGUACCAAACUAGAGACGUAGACUGUGUAAUUACCACAGGGGAAAUAUUAAGGUUGCUGGAACAAGAGGGAAUCUCUUUGUCAGAUGUGGAUCCAGCCCCUCUGGAUGCUGAGUUUAACUCUGUUUCUGGAGAGGAGCUCCUCGGCCACCAAGGAGGUGGUUCCGGUGGUUAUUUAGAGCACAUAUUCCGAUAUGCUGCCCAAGAACUCUUUGGAAUCCAAGUGGAUGGAAUCACCUACAAACCCUUGAAAAACAAAGAUUUCCAAGAAGUGACGCUAGAAAAAGAUGGUACAAUUCUACUUCACUUUGCACUGGCAUAUGGAUUUAGAAACAUUCAGAACUUAGUGCAGAAACUCAAAAGAGGAAAGUCUCCAUAUCACUAUGUGGAAGUCAUGGCUUGUCCAUCAGGUUGUUUAAAUGGUGGUGGUCAGAUCAAAGCAGAAGCUAUAUCCAGUAAGGACCUUCUCCAACAAAUUGAAAAGCUGUAUGAGAUGGUUAGGACUGUAAUGCCUGAGACAAGUCCAGAAAUUAAAGAAUUAUAUGAACAGUGGCUUAAAGGGGAAAACUCCAAAGAAGCUAGGAAAACAUUGCAUACACAGUAUCAUGCUGUAGAGAAGAUGAGCUCUGGAUUUAACAUUAAGUGGUAGAGAAGCAGUGUGUCCAGCAUGUAAUUUCUGCUGAAUGAGUAAUAACGCUGUGAAGAUCAAAGGCUGCUGAAGUUGACUGAGUUCGGCCCCACCAGAAGAAAUCCUAAUAAAGCCAUCAUUCCAACUGCUCACUAAGAAAAACAAACUGCAAGACUACUCCUGGAUCCAGUAUUAGGGCUAUAUUGAGGCAAAGGGGCCAUCAGAUAAAAAUAGAAACCAGGUUAAAAGGUGGCUUUCUAAUUGGAUGGGACAGACAUUUUAUGUGCCCUGGAGUUUAACCAAGGAAGUUAAAAACUCUAGACUCUCUUCCCCCGCCUCCACCACACCCCAACACCUAUUCAAUCUAGUCUUCAUAUAAGUGACUUUGUAAACGCUUCCAUGUAUUAUGUGACCUGAGUCUCUGUCACCAGGAUCAGAUCUAAGAGCCCAAGGAUGGUUUCAUUGAUCUCUUUGGGUGUUUGUCUCUCUUAUUUUUACACCAGUGUUAUGAGAUGUUCCAAUAGUUCAGUGGUGCUAGCAUCAUUUUUUUAAAAACUAGAUUACUAGCUUGAUGAUUGACCCCAGAUCUUAAUGUAAAGCAAAAUGUGAGCCUUUAGUCAUUCCCUGAAGAUGUCUGUGGAUUGGGGAAAACGAAAGUACCAGACGAAACUGAGGUUGUCUUGACAAGAAUCUAGCCCUAAUUCCUUGGUUUUACCAGUCAGGAUAUAGAACAGUGAAUUAAAGUCAUUUUCUUAGUCAAAUGAUAAAACUGCAAACCACCUGGGUAUGAAAACAAAUGGCAUAUUCAGGUUCUUAGGUUCAAUAUGUCAAGCAUCUCACCCAGUCAGAUGCCUUAAGAAUUCAUCUGUGUGCUGCUCUCAGGUAAAACAUAGUAUUUAUUUUUUACGAUGUAUCAAUGACUCCUAUAGUCAUUAGCAUCUUUUUUUCCUGAUGUGUAAUUAUGUUCUAAAAUCUGCAUACUGACUAAUGAGCAAUAUUAAAAAUCAGCCCCUGGCAUUUUUCCAUUUC